GUGAGCAAAAAUGGAGACAAGAAGUAGUGAUAAAUUGUUUAUACUGAACUACUACGAACAACAAAUUGUCGGUGCAAAAUUGCCGAGUAACGGACAAGUGUUACGAGUUCUUUUCUAUAAUAUGAGAAAAGUAAAGCUGGACCUUAAAACAAGUGCUACUCUAGUUAUAAAAGAAACUGAAAUAUUUUGGGAGAAAGCACGAAUACCAGUGAAGAAGACGUCGGAUAGCAUUGACAAGUUGAAGUCUCUUUAUCAGAAAUGGAGAACAUUAUAUAAAUCUGUCAAUCGUCGAACUGCAAUCCAAAUACAGCGGGAACAAGAAUUCAAAGAUUCGUUGGACGAUUUAUUUGACAUCGCACAUGCGAAUGCUUUAGAAAUGAUAAAAAUCGAAGAAGAUAAAUUAUUUCUAUUGAAACAGAGGGAAAAAGGGCGAGUUGGACUAAUGGGUGCCAGUGAUCGUGCUUUAGCAGAAAAAGAAAAGCGGAAAACUCUUCGAGAAGAACGGACGAAAACACUACAAGAACAAGGUCAACAAUCACUUGUACAAGAAACAGUGCAGCUACAAUCUUCGUCGUCAUCCAGCGACGAUAUGACAAUGAAUGUACCGUUAGGUUCGGGCAUUGGAGAUUUUCCGUUAGGUUCGAGCAUUGGGAAUGUUCCUGAGGGGUUGCAGGUAUCCAGUGACUCAGAAGUUGAAGGUGAUUCGAAUAUACCUGGGCCGAGUGACCGAAAAAGAAGAGGAAAAGUCCAAGUAUUUUCUUCAAAAUCACGCCAAACAUCUGCGGGAAAUGUUCGGAGAAAUUAAUCUCAGGGGGAUAACUGUACAUUGGGAUGGCGCGAUGUUGCCUACUUUGGACAAGAAAACUGUGGAGCGACUUCCAGUGGUAAUUUCGUGCAACGGUGUACGAAAAUGAUUGGGGAUACCUGCGAUUCCUUCCAGUAGUGGAAGCGAUCAGGCCUUGGCGAUAUUUGCAACCUUAGAAGAAUGGAAUUUAACGGACCACGUAGAAGCUUUACGCUGUGACACGACUUCGUCAAAUACGGGACGAUUACAGGGCGCAUGUGUGUUGCUAAAAUAAAGAAUUGAAAGAGAUCUUUUGUAUUUUCCUUGUCGCCAUCACGUAUACGAAAUUGUGUUGCGUGGGGCCUUUAAACUAAAAAUGCCGAAAACAACAGGCUCGAAUAUUCAACUUUUUAAAAAAUUUCAAAA
Messenger RNA from Hylaeus volcanicus, 1210 nucleotides. RefSeq lists its product as uncharacterized. The transcript is spliced from 3 exons. Lineage: Eukaryota; Metazoa; Arthropoda; Insecta; Hymenoptera; Colletidae. The coding region runs from base 11 to 805 and encodes 264 amino acids. The record is from RefSeq and is a predicted model, not a curated record.